This is a messenger RNA of Macaca mulatta (Rhesus monkey), 8035 nucleotides long. RefSeq names its product nuclear receptor coactivator 3 (gene NCOA3). Gene Ontology annotation, cellular component: nucleus. The record is from RefSeq and is a predicted model, not a curated record. Gene Ontology annotation, biological process: positive regulation of transcription by RNA polymerase II; cellular response to hormone stimulus. Gene Ontology annotation, molecular function: nuclear receptor binding; protein dimerization activity. Lineage: Eukaryota; Metazoa; Chordata; Mammalia; Primates; Cercopithecidae.
AUAUCCCAGUGGCCCCCGCGCGGCGACUUCAGCUGCCGCCUCAGCCCCUCCACAGCGACGGCAGCGGCGGCGGCUGAGUCGGUGGCGGCGGCGGCGGCUGCGGGCUGAGCGGCGAGUUUCCGAUUUAAAGCUGAGCUGCGAGGAAAAUGGCGGCGGGAGGAUCAAAAUACUUGCUGGACGGUGGACUCAGAGACCAAUAAAAAUAAACUGCUUGGACAUCCUUUGACGGGUUAGCCAGUUGCUGAUGUAUAUUCAAGAUGAGUGGAUUAGGAGAAAACUUGGAUCCACUGGCCACUGAUUCACGAAAACACAAAUUGCCAUGUGAUGCUCCAGGACAAGGUCUUACCUGCAGUGGUGAAAAGCGGAGACGGGAGCAGGAAAGUAAAUAUAUUGAAGAAUUGGCUGAGCUGAUAUCUGCCAAUCUUAGUGAUAUUGACAAUUUCAAUGUCAAACCAGAUAAAUGUGCGAUUUUGAAGGAAACAGUAAGACAGAUACGUCAAAUAAAAGAACAAGGAAAAACUAUUUCCAAUGAUGAUGAUGUUCAAAAAGCCGAUGUAUCUUCUACAGGGCAGGGAGUUAUUGAUAAAGACUCCUUAGGACCGCUUUUACUUCAGGCAUUGGAUGGUUUCCUAUUUGUGGUGAAUCGAGAUGGAAACAUUGUAUUUGUGUCAGAAAAUGUCACACAAUACCUGCAAUAUAAGCAAGAGGACCUGGUUAACACAAGUGUUUACAAUAUCUUACAUGAAGAAGACAGAAAGGAUUUUCUUAAAAAUUUACCAAAAUCUACAGUUAAUGGAGUUUCCUGGACAAAUGAGACCCAGAGACAAAAAAGCCAUACAUUUAAUUGCCGUAUGUUGAUGAAAACACCACAUGAUAUUCUGGAAGACAUAAACGCCAGUCCUGAAAUGCGCCAGAGAUAUGAAACAAUGCAGUGCUUUGCCCUGUCUCAGCCACGAGCUAUGAUGGAGGAAGGGGAAGAUUUGCAAUCUUGUAUGAUCUGUGUGGCACGCCGCAUUACUACAGGUGAAAGAGCAUUUCCAUCAAACCCUGAGAGCUUUAUUACCAGACAUGAUCUUUCAGGGAAGGUUGUCAAUAUAGAUACAAAUUCACUAAGAUCCUCCAUGAGGCCUGGCUUUGAAGAUAUAAUCCGAAGGUGUAUUCAGAGAUUUUUUAGUCUAAAUGAUGGGCAGUCAUGGUCCCAGAAACGUCACUAUCAAGAAGCUUAUCUUAAUGGCCAUGCAGAAACCCCAGUAUAUCGAUUCUCGUUGGCUGAUGGAACUAUAGUGACUGCACAGACAAAAAGCAAACUCUUCCGAAAUCCUGUAACAAAUGAUCGACAUGGCUUUGUCUCAACCCACUUUCUUCAGAGAGAACAGAAUGGAUAUAGACCAAACCCAAAUCCUGUUGGACAAGGGAUUAGACCACCUAUGGCUGGAUGCAACAGUUCAGUAGGCAGCAUGAGUAUGUCGCCAAACCAAGGCUUACAGAUGCCGAGCAGCAGGGCCUAUGGCUUGGCAGACCCUAGCACCACAGGGCAGAUGAGUGGAGCUAGGUAUGGGGGUUCCAGUAACAUAGCCUCAUUGACCCCUGGGCCAGGCAUGCAAUCACCAUCUUCCUACCAGAACAACAACUAUGGGCUCAGCAUGAGUAGCCCCCCACAUGGAAGUCCUGGUCUUGCCCCAAACCAGCAGAAUAUCAUGAUUUCUCCUCGUAAUCGUGGGAGUCCAAAGAUAGCCUCACAUCAGUUUUCUCCUGUUGCAGGUGUGCACUCUCCCAUGGGAUCUUCUGGCAAUAGUGGGAACCACAGCUUUUCCAGCAGCUCUCUCAGUGCCCUGCAAGCCAUCAGUGAGGGUGUAGGGACUUCUCUUUUAUCUACUCUGUCAUCACCAGGCCCCAAAUUGGAUAACUCUCCCAAUAUGAAUAUAACCCAACCAAGUAAAGUAAGCAAUCAGGAUUCCAAGAGUCCGCUGGGCUUUUAUUGCGACCAAAAUCCAGUGGAGAGUUCAAUGUGUCAGUCAAAUAGCAGAGAUCACCUCAGUGACAAAGAAAGUAAGGAGAGCAGUGUUGAGGGGUCAGAGAAUCAAAGGGGUCCUUUGGAAAGCAAAGGUCACAAAAAAUUACUGCAGUUACUUACCUGUUCUUCUGAUGACCGGGGUCAUUCCUCCUUGACCAACUCCCCGCUAGAUUCAAGUUGUAAAGAAUCUUCUGUUAGUGUCACCAGCCCCUCUGGAGUCUCCUCCUCUACAUCUGGAGGAGUAUCCUCUACAUCCAAUAUGCAUGGGUCACUGUUACAAGAGAAGCACCGGAUUUUGCACAAGUUGCUGCAGAAUGGGAAUUCACCAGCUGAAGUAGCCAAGAUUACUGCAGAAGCCACUGGGAAAGACACCAGCAGUAUAACUUCUUGUGGGGACGGAAAUGUUGUCAAGCAGGAGCAGCUAAGUCCUAAGAAGAAGGAGAAUAAUGCACUUCUUAGAUACCUGCUGGACAGGGAUGAUCCUAGUGAUGCACUCUCUAAAGAACUACAGCCCCAAGUGGAAGGAGUGGAUAAUAAAAUAAGUCAGUGCACCAGCUCCACCAUUCCUAGCUCAAGUCAAGAGAAAGACCCUAAAAUUAAGACAGAGACAAGUGAAGAGGGAUCUGGAGACUUGGAUAAUCUAGAUGCUAUUCUUGGUGAUCUGACUAGUUCUGACUUUUACAAUAAUUCCAUAUCCUCAAAUGGUAGUCAUCUGGGGACUAAGCAACAGGUGUUUCAAGGAACUAAUUCUGUGGGUUUGAAAAGUCCACAGUCUGUGCAGUCUAUUCGUCCUCCAUAUAACCGAGCAGUGUCUCUGGAUAGUCCUGUUUCUGUUGGCUCAAGUCCUCCAGUGAAAAAUAUCAGUGCUUUCCCCAUGUUACCAAAGCAACCCAUGUUGGGUGGGAAUCCAAGAAUGAUGGAUAGUCAGGAAAAUUAUGGCUCAAGUAUGGGUGGACCAAACAGAAAUGUGACUGUGACUCAGACUCCUUCCUCAGGAGACUGGGGCUUACCAAACUCAAAGGCCAGCAGAAUGGAACCUAUGAAUUCAAACUCCAUGGGAAGACCAGGAGGAGAUUAUAAUACUUCUUUACCCAGACCUGCAGUGGGUGGCUCUAUGCCCACGUUGCCUCUUCGGUCUAAUAGCAUACCAGGUGCAAGACCACUAUUGCAGCCGCAGCAACAGCAACAGAUGCUUCAAAUGAGGCCUGGUGAACUCCCCAUGGGAAUGGGGGCUAAUCCCUAUGGCCAAGCAGCAGCAUCUAACCAACUGGGUUCCUGGCCCGAUGGCAUGUUGUCAAUAGAACAAGUUCCUCAUGGCACUCAAAAUAGGCCCCUUCUUAGGAAUUCCCUGGAUGAUCUUGUCGGGCCACCUUCCAACCUGGAAGGCCAGAGUGAUGAAAGAGCAUUAUUGGACCAGCUGCACACUCUUCUCAGCAACACAGAUGCCACAGGCCUGGAAGAAAUUGACAGAGCUUUGGGAAUCCCUGAACUUGUCAAUCAGGGACAGGCAUUAGAACCCAAACAGGAUGCUUUCCAAGGCCAAGAAGCAGCAGUAAUGAUGGAUCAGAAGGCAGGAUUAUAUGGACAGACAUACCCAGCACAGGGGCCUCCAAUGCAAGGAGGCUUUCAUCUUCAGGGACAAUCACCAUCUUUUAACUCUAUGAUGAAUCAGAUGAACCAGCAAGGCAAUUUUCCUCUCCAAGGAAUGCACCCGCGAGCCAACAUCAUGAGACCCCGGACAAACACCCCCAAGCAACUUAGAAUGCAGCUUCAGCAGAGGCUGCAGGGCCAGCAGUUUUUGAAUCAGAGCAGACAGGCACUUGAAUUGAAAAUGGAAAACCCUACUGCUGGUGGUGCUGCCAUGAUGAGGCCUAUGAUGCAGCCCCAGCAGGGUUUUCUUAAUGCUCAAAUGGUCGCCCAACGCAGCAGAGAGCUGCUAAGUCAUCACUUCCGACAACAGAGGGUGGCUAUGAUGAUGCAGCAGCAGCAGCAGCAGCAGCAACAACAGCAACAGCAGCAGCAGCAGCAGCAGCAGCAGCAGCAGCAGCAGCAGCAGCAGCAAACCCAGGCCUUCAGCCCACCUCCUAAUGUGACUGCUUCCCCCAGCAUGGAUGGGCUUUUGGCGGGACCUGCAAUGCCACAAGCUCCGCCGCAACAGUUUCCAUAUCAACCAAAUUAUGGAAUGGGACAACAACCAGAUCCAGCCUUUGGUCGAGUGUCUAGUCCUCCCAGUGCAAUGAUAUCGUCAAGAAUGGGUCCCUCCCAGAAUCCCAUGAUGCAACACCCCCAGGCUGCAUCCAUCUAUCAGUCCUCAGAAAUGAAGGGCUGGCCAUCAGGAAAUUUGGCCAGGAACAGCUCCUUUUCCCAGCAGCAGUUUGCCCACCAGGGGAAUCCCGCAGUGUAUAGUAUGGUACACAUGAAUGGCAGCAGUGGUCACAUGGGACAGAUGAACAUGAACCCCAUGCCCAUGUCUGGCAUGCCUAUGGGCCCUGAUCAGAAAUACUGCUGACAUCUCUGCACCAGGACCUCUUAAGGAGACCACUGUACAAAUGACACUGCACUAGGAUUAUUGGGAAGGAAUCAUUGUUCCAGGCAUCUAUCUUUGAAGAAAGGACCAGCUUUGAGCUCCAUCAAGGGUAUUUUAAGUGAUGUCAUUUGAGCAGGACUGGAUUUUAAGCCGAACAGCAGUAUCUACCUGUUUUUUUUCUCCUCUCCUCCUGCUGUGUAUCAUGGUGUUCAAAACAGAAAUAUUUUUUGGCAUUCCACCUCCUAGGGAUAUAAUUCUGGAGAUAUGGAGUCCUACUGAUCAUAAAACUUUUGUGUCACUUUUUUCUGCCUUGCUAGCCAAAGUCUCUUAAAUACACAUAGGUGGGCCAGAGAACAUUGGACAAAUCAAGAGAGAUUAGAACAUCUGGUUUCUCUAGUUGCAGUAUUGGACAAAGAGCAUAGUCCCAGCCCUCAGGUGUUUUUGUCACUACCAAGUAGUUCUGUGUUGACCCUCUGUCCAGUGGAAUUGGUGAUUCUGAAUUGUCCUUUACUGAUGGUGUUGAGUUGCUCUGUCCCUAUUAUUUGACCUAGGUUUUCUCCUAAUGAAGGUUUUCAUUUGCCGUUCAUGUCCUGUAAUACUUCACCUCCAGGAACUGUCAUGGAUGUCCAAAUGGCUUUGCAGAAGGGAAAUGAGAUGACAGUAUUUAAUUGCAGCAGUAGCAAACUUUUCACAUGCUAAUGUGCAGCUGAGUGCACUUUAUUUAAAAAGUAAUGGAUAAAUGCAAUAUUCUUGAGGUCUUGAGGGAAUAGUGAAACACAUUCCUGGUUUUUGCCUACACUUACGUGUUGGACAAGAACUAUGAUUUUUUUUUUUUUUUUUUUUUUAAAGUACUGGUGUCACCCUUUGCCUAUAUGGUAGAGCAAUAAUGCUUUUUGAAAAUAAACUUCUGAAAACCCAAGGCCAGGUACUGCAUUCUGAAUCAGAAUCUCGCAGUGUUUCUGUGAAUAGACUUUUUUGUAAAUACGACCUUUAAGAUAUUGUAUUAUGUAAAAUAUGUAUAUACCUUUUUUUGUAGGUCACAACAACUCAUUUUUACAGAGUUUGUGAAGCUAAAUAUUUAACACUGUUGAUUGCAGUAAGCUGUGUGUGGAGAGGCUACCAGUGGAAGAGACACCCCUUGACUUCCGUGGCCUGGCGGAGACGUAGUGCUCCCCAGCUUUUCCUUCCCCACCCCCCGGCCUUAGAUGCCUCCUCGCUUUUCAAUCUCUUAAUCUAAAUGCUUUUUAAAGAGAUUAUUUGUUUAGAUGUAGGCAUUUUAAUUUUUUAAAAAUUCCUCUACCAGAACUAAGCACUUUGUUAAUUUGGGGGGAAAAGAAUAGAUAUGGGGAAAUAAACUUAAAAAAAAAAUCAGGAAUUUAAAAAAAUCGAGCAAUUUGAUUGAAGAGAAUCUUUUGGAUUUUAAGCAGUUCGAAAUAAUAGCAAUUCAUGAGUUGUGUGUGUGUGUGUGUGUGUGUGUGUGUGUGUAUGUUCAAUUAUGUUACCUUUUCAUCCCCUUUAGGAGCGUUUUCAGAUUUUGGUUGCUAAGACCUGAAUCCCACAUUGAUCUCGAGUAGAAUCCUUGGUGUGGUUUCUGGUGUCUGCUCAGCUGUCCCCUCAUUAUACUAAUGUGAUGCUUUCAUUAUGUCCCUGUGGAUUAGAAUAGUGUCACUGUUACUCCUUAAGGAACUCAGUACCCAGAACAGCCAGUUUGACUGUGAUUCAGAGCCACAGUCUAACUGAGCACCUUUGAAACUCCUCCCUUUUCUGCCCCCUGCCACUUUCUGCUGUUGCCUCUCUUUGACACCUGUUUUAGUCAGUUGGGAGGAAGGGAAACAUGAAGUUUAAUUCCCUUUAUCUGGGUUACUUCAUUUGGUUCAGAUAGUUGAAGGAAUUGGGUUUCUGAAUGUCUGUGAAUUUCAGAGGUCUCUGCUAGCCUUGGUGUCAUUUUCUAGCAAUAACUGAGAGCCAGGUAAUUUUAAGAAUUUCACACAUUUAGUCAGUCUUUCUAGAUGUCUCUGAAGGUAAGAUCAUUUAAUAUCUUUGAUAUGCUUACAAGUGAAUCCUGAUUAUUUCCAGAUCCACCACUAGAGUGGAUCUUAUUUUCAAAGCAGUAUAGACAAUUAUGAGUUUGCCCUCUUCCCCCCACCAACUUCAAAAUAUAUCUUAAGAUUGUAAAUCUGGAAACUUCCAUUGUAGUGGCCUGUGCUUUUCAGAUAGUAUACUCUCCUGUUUGGAGACAGGUACAACCAAGUCAGUCUGUCUCUGUGUUUUUCAGCUCAACUGUGUCUGAACCUUCUUUAAGUGAUGUGUGUGGGGAGAAACAGAAUGGUGCUCUUACCUUUCUUGACUUUAAAAAAAUUAUUAAAAAAAAAAAAUAAAUUUUUUUGCAAUCCUUUCCUCAGACCUGGCUGCAGGCUAACUGGAAGGCAGCACUCCCUUUUUUAUAUGGUAGAAAAAUGAAGUUUAUUAUAAGUUUUUAUAUUUUCUACUUGUUCAUUUGGUGCAAACUCAAGAUUUUGAUUUUCUUUUAAUAGGUGCAGUCUUUGAGAUAAUUUGUUUUUACCUGUAUUGCCCUUUAUCUUUUUUAGAUAAUUCUUUGUACUCCUGCUACCUCUCCACACCCCAGCACCCCCCCCAUUUUUUCAAACCUUGGUAUCUGUUGGGUGAACAGUAUAAUCUUUUCAUCUGCUUUUAGAAUGUGGGAUAUUUCCAGUACCUACUUUUUUUUUUUUUUUUUUUUUGCUGAAUCCAAAGAUAUAUAAACAAAAUAUAUAUAUUUUAUAAAGAUUAGAAUGAUAUAAAGGAGAUACAUGUUUCUUCCUUUAAAAAAUAAAUGGAAGUUACAUUGUUAAUGUUCGUAUUAUGAUGCCACUUUUCUAAACUGCAUCUGGAUUGAAAGGUGUAAAUAUCAAUAACAGUGCUACUUAGUUAUCAGUAUUUAAUAUCUGAGGUGAGUUGGGGGUAUCUAUAUUAGGGGUAGGGUAUUACAGAAGAUAAUUGGCUUGAUGUCCUAGAAGUUCUUUGAUCCAGAGGUAGGUGCAGCUGAAAGUAAACAGAAUGGAUUGCCAGUUACAUGUAUGCCUGCCCAGUUCCCUUUUUAUUUGCAGAAGCUGUGAGUUUUGUUCACAAUUAGGUUCAUAGGAGCAAAACCUCAAGGACUGAUUUAAUCAGAGGAAUAAGAAUUGUUUUCAACUCCAGGGGCACACUGUUAAUAAACGAGCAGGUGUUUUCUCUCUUCCUUUCUAAUAUAUGGAAUUUUGAAGAAUGAAAUAUGAGAGCAAUAUUUAAAUUCUCAGGAAUUGACUUAUACUCUUGAGAAUGAAUUCAGUUUCAAUCAAGUUUACAUUGUGUUGCUUUAAAAAAAAUAGAAAUUAUUCUUUAUCCUGCAAAGAAUCGAAACCACAUGAAAUGACUUAUGGGGGAUGGUGAGCUGUGACUGCUUUGCUGACCAUUUUGGAUGUCAUUGUAAAUAAAGGUUUCUAUUUAAAAUUGGA